AUGGAUGUUCCUGCUAAUGAUGAAUAUGAUGUAAUACCAGUGAGAGAUGGAAAGAGUUAUAUAAUAGACCAUUUUUAUAAUGAUAAUAAGGAUUCAGGUGAUAAUAAGCGUUCCAUAACGAAUUCAGAAAUUGAUAAAUUAGAAAUGAAAAUAUUAAGUAAAAUUUCGCAAGAAUUACAAACUGACGACAGUUCUGUUGGCAGUCUCGAUUCAAAUAUAAAAAUUUUCAAAACCACCGUACAGCAGAUAUUUGAGAACUUUUAUAAUAACAUGCAAGAUUUCGAGAUUUAUAAACAAAAGUUUAAUGAUAUUUUGGAGAAGAACAAAGGAGAUUCAGUGGGUGAAAUGGAGAACUUUAUAAGAGAUAUGAUAAAACACAUAGGUUCCUCGGACUCCUCUGUGUUGAAUAACAGCAAAUUCGAACGCUCAAAUCAGGAGGAAAGCCCUAAUGAGCCGAUACCUAAUAUUACGGUAGAAACUUUUAAAAAUGAUAAUUAUUUGACCGAUUCGACAUUUACGGGAAGUUCUAAAUGUAAUUCUGAAACGAAAAAAGACGAAACUGUGAACAUCUACUUAUUAAGUGGCACUCCUUAUCUAAACAUUAAAAUGAACGACCGCAGCCUUUUUUCUGAAAUAAACAUUGGACAUCAAUAUGUCGAUGGUAUUAAAGAGCUUGCUUCAGCCGAGAAUAUGAGAAAAGUGGCAGCAAAGAAAGUGGAACUGGAAAAUUAUGUGAAGCAGAAAAAAUACCAUUUAAACGAUAGAGAUAUUCCCCUCAAGAAUUCUUGCGCAAAAAAAAACAUACUGGACGAAGAGUUUAAUGAAGAAAAAGAUGAGGGCAGUAAAUUUUUUAUAUUUAAAAUUUGCAACUAUAUCUGCAGGAAAAUACGUAAAAAUGCAUUUGGU
Messenger RNA from Brenthis ino (lesser marbled fritillary), 906 nucleotides. The record is from the annotation of a GenBank genome assembly. NCBI's taxonomy places the organism in Eukaryota, Metazoa, Arthropoda, Insecta, Lepidoptera, Nymphalidae.